CAGAGGCCUGUGGGAGUGACCAGCGGGGUCCGUGGUCAGUGUUCCCCAGUGGAGCUGCACCGGUCAUGUCUGCUGCUCCUGAGGAAGAUGAUGGAGCUGUGAUCCCCAACAAACAGAUGAAGAUCACUACAGCCAACAACCUGCAGACACGAGCGGGGCCCAUCUCUCUCUCGACUCCCAUCACUAAGGUGGUGAAGAACGACUCUUACACUCCUCCUUCAGUCUCAGUGCCACCCGCUCGCCCCCCCACACAGAGCCUACAGCCCGUCUGCAGAACCACCGUCAGCACACAACAGACCAGCAGAGACACCAGCGGCCCCACACUCACACCUGCACAGCCUGUCUUCAGUCCUCUGGAGGGCACAAAGAUAACGGUCAACAACCUUCACCCUCGAGUGACGGAGGAGGAUAUAGUGGAGCUGUUCUGUGUGUGCGGGGCGCUGAAGCGGGCGCGGCUGGUGAAGGCUGGCGUGGCUGAGGUGGUGUUUGUGCGUAAAGAGGAUGCAGUCAGCGCCUACAGGAAGUACAACAACCGCUGUCUGGACGGUCAGCCGAUGAAGUGUAACACCUGCAUGCAGGGGCAAGCGUGA
This is a messenger RNA of Cyprinus carpio (common carp), 590 nucleotides long. RefSeq names its product polymerase delta-interacting protein 3-like. The transcript has 6 exons. Bases 66 to 590 code for a protein of 174 amino acids. Lineage: Eukaryota; Metazoa; Chordata; Actinopteri; Cypriniformes; Cyprinidae. The record is from RefSeq and is a predicted model, not a curated record.